AUGAAUAUCUUCAGGAUCAUUGGCGAUCUUAUGCACCUGUCGAGCAUCCUUAUGCUCCUCUGGAAGAUCAGGGCCACCAAAUCAUGCGCGGGCGUCUCGCUCAAGACGCAGGAAAUGUAUGCGCUGGUGUUUGUGACACGCUACCUCGACAUCUUCUGGAACUUCUCCUCCCUCUACAACUCCAUCAUGAAGAUCAUUUUCCUCGGCACCUCCUUUGCCAUCAUCUACUUCAUUCGGAUGAAGUACCGCCACUCCUACGACAAGGAGCACGAUUCGUUCCGCGUGGUAUUCCUCAUCGGUCCGGCGCUCCUGCUGGCGCUGGUGUUCAACCCCGAGUUCUCGUUCUUCGAGAUCCUGUGGGCCUUCUCCAUCUACCUCGAGGCGCUGGCCAUCCUGCCGCAGCUCUUCCUCCUCCAGCGCACCGGCGAGGUGGAGACCCUCACCUCGCACUACAUCUUCGCCCUGGGCGGCUACCGCGCGUUCUACCUCCUCAACUGGAUCUACCGCCUCGCCACCGAGCCAGGCUAUUCUAACUGGAUCGUUUGGAUCGCUGGGUUCGUGCAGACCGUGUUGUACAUGGACUUCUUCUACUACUACAUCCAGAGCAAGUGGUACGGCAAGAAGUUCGUCCUUCCCGCCUAA
Acanthamoeba castellanii str. Neff is the source of this 642-nucleotide messenger RNA. Its product is annotated as ER lumen proteinretaining receptor-like protein. Gene Ontology annotation, molecular function: ER lumen protein retrieval receptor activity. The record is from RefSeq and is a predicted model, not a curated record. The transcript is spliced from 4 exons. Gene Ontology annotation, biological process: endoplasmic reticulum to Golgi vesicle-mediated transport; protein retention in ER lumen. Gene Ontology annotation, cellular component: cis-Golgi network; endoplasmic reticulum; membrane. Bases 1 to 642 code for a protein of 213 amino acids. Lineage: Eukaryota; Discosea; Longamoebia; Acanthamoebidae.